AUGGUGAAACAAUUUGGUCGCCGACGAAACCGGCGCUUCGAGUGCCACCAAGAUGUCGCCAAUGUUGUCUGUCAGGGAGUUAUGAUGGGUGUCUGGCAGCUCGAUUGGGAUUACCAAAAAGCACAUCGUGGAGUGCCUCCCGACCCUUACAUGAAACACUGGGAGAAUUGCGUUAUCGACGCCGCCGACGAUGACGAAGUUCUACAGCUCCAAGAUCGUGGUACCGUCAUCGCCCUUGUCGGAUUGGUCAAGCACAGAUUGGAUGAUGAUAUUUCAAAGAUUAAAGAUGCCAUCUGCGCGCACUACGAUUCUGUUUCGAAGUCAACGCUGAAGCUGUCUGACCAGCAAGCCGAGCUGGCACUAAGUUUUGCGACCAAGCUCUGGCUCCACGCUUCACCAGACCUGUCCACCAGAGGACCAUCUUCAUUUCGUCUUGUCAUAAAAGCAUGCUUGCCCGAAAGAUCUGACCCAAAUAAGAUCUCCGGUCAUCUGACAAAUGAUUUCUGCGCCAAACACCUCUGGAGGAAAGGAGGAAUUCGGAUUGUUUGGACGGAUGAGAUUGAGAAGCAUUUGACUUCACACAAAGGUCGAACUUUGCAUGUUUUCAGGAAUUCGUCAAUGCUUCGAGCCUUGCAGCAAGAUCCUAAUAGUGAUCCUUUCCCUGAUGGCUUCGUCAGUGAAACACUGCAGACACUCUAUCUUCUGUUUCGGCCACUUGAUUCGAAGAAGGCUCGCAGGAACAUUCGGUACAUGGAGAAGCACCUCGACGCAGACCUGGAGCUUGCUAUGGGAGAAUAUCCAAAUGUUGAUCUCCAACAAUACCCCUACUGGCACGAACAGCUCGCCGAAAUUCAACGGAUGUAUGAUCACAAGACGCCCUCAGGCCUUGUGCAGUGGUGGUUUGACCGAAGAGAUCGGGUGCAAUGGACAACAUUCUGGGUUGCAUUCCUUGUUUUGGUACUGACCGUUUGUUUUGGUAUUAUUUCGAGCAUAACUGGCAUUUGGCAAGUUUACCUCGCGUAUCGGUCCUGA
Molecule: messenger RNA, 1032 nt
Organism: Endocarpon pusillum Z07020
Lineage: Eukaryota; Fungi; Ascomycota; Eurotiomycetes; Verrucariales; Verrucariaceae
Exons: 2
Coding region: 1-1032 (343 amino acids)
Source: RefSeq, a predicted model, not a curated record